AUGGUGGGUGGGAAAAGCCAGGGAGCAGAAGCAGGGGGGUUCCAGGCAGGAAAUAGACAUCAAGUGUCCGAGGGAAUUACUUACAGUCACAACUUUCAACCUGACGACAACAUCUCCUGUGCUUUGAAAGGACAUGAAAAUCACUCUUCUCCUUCACUGUAUGCUCCAAAGCUUCCCUCUGUGUCAGUGAGUCCAUCUGGUGAGAUAGUGGAGGGAAGUUCAGUGAAUCUGACCUGCAGCAGUGAUGGUAACCCAGCAGCUAACUACACCUGGUUUAAGGUGAAUAGUCGUGAUCCUCUCAGUCAGACACCACAGCUUAACUUCAGUUCCAUCCGAUCCUCUGAGUCUGGACAGUAUUCCUGUACAGCUAUCAACGCACUGGGGAACACAUCAUCUAGCAUUUAUAUAAAUGUUAAAUAUGCUCCAAAGCUUCCCUCUGUGUCAGUGAGUCCAUCUGGUGAGAUAGUGGAGGGAAGUUCAGUGAAUCUGACCUGCAGCAGUGAUGCUAACCCAGCAGCUAAUUACACUUGGUACAAGGAGAACCAAACACUGCUUCAAGAACCAGAAGGUGUUUAUAAUUUCACCUCCAUCCGCUCUGAGGACAGAGGGACCUACUACUGCAAGUCUGAGAAUCAAUUUGGACACAUCAACACGCCAUUUCUGUAUCUAAACAUCCAAUAUGCUCCAAAGAUCCCCUCUGUGUCAGUGAGUCCAUCUGGUGAGAUAGUGGAGGGAAGUUCAGUGAAUCUGACCUGCAGCAGUGAUGCUAACCCAGCAGCUAACUACACCUGGUACAAGGAGAAUGAAAAACAGCCUCUCAGACCAGGCAGCAUAUAUAACUUUGCCUCCAUCAGCUCUGAAGAUGAAGGGAACUACUGCUGCAAGUCUGAGAAUAAACAUGGACAAAACUCCUCAACUCUAUUUAUCAGUGUCCAGUAUGCUCCAAAGCUUCCCUCUGUGUCAGGUAGUGUUUCUGGUAGGUCAGUGAAUCUGACCUGCAGCAGUGAUGCUAACCCAGCAGCUAACUACACCUGGUACAAGGAGAAUGAAAACUCACCAAAAUCAUCAGGACAGACCUUCACCAUCACUCAUGCUGGGCCUGAACAGAGCGGGAAUUAUAAGUGUGAAGUCCAAAACAGCAGGGGACGUCACAGCUCCACCUUCCACCUGGUUGUUGUGCAAAUCAGUCUGGACGAUCCUGGUGAAGGUCUUUAUCUCAGACUUCUUUCAUUUUUAAUGUGCUCUCUUCAUUUCAAACCUGUGUCCACUCAGAUUUUAUCAAUUUAUUCAGAUUAAAUUAUGCACAGCUGUCUUUGGGGUAGUAGUGUUCUCCAUCCAGACAGUAAAAUUACUCAUUUGGUCCACAUGUUUGUGUCCGACACAUUAACCAAAUAAACCACAAAUGGCCUCACUCUGGCCCUACGUCAGGUAAUGUAAGUGA
Molecule: messenger RNA, 1441 nt
Organism: Acanthochromis polyacanthus (spiny chromis)
Lineage: Eukaryota; Metazoa; Chordata; Actinopteri; Pomacentridae
Product: B-cell receptor CD22-like
Exons: 6
Coding region: 1-1296 (431 amino acids)
Source: RefSeq, a predicted model, not a curated record